Messenger RNA from Adineta ricciae, 2529 nucleotides. Lineage: Eukaryota; Metazoa; Rotifera; Eurotatoria; Adinetida; Adinetidae. The record is from the annotation of a GenBank genome assembly.
AUGGUCGAUAAUGAAAAACGGGAUAACUUAGUAAAUGCUCGUCGAAAAUUAAAAAAAUUUCGUGAUCAACAGCAACAGCAACAGCAGAAUGGUGAUGAUCAUUUGACCUUUAUCUCAGAAACUAAUGGUCAUAAUAUUCAUUCCUUGAAUGGAAUUCCAAAUGAAUCCAAUGUUCUUUACAAUAAUAAUGCGUCUCACAAUAUUUCACAGGAUGUGUCCGCUUUUGUCAAUGAUCAACAAGCAAUCCUAAAUGGUAUACAUGCAAAUCUGUCUAAAUCACCUGUCAAUGACUUAGAGGAACAAAACCGUCAAUAUGCUCUAUUGAUUGAAAAUCAAAAACAACAACGUGCUCGACUCGAAGAUCAACGACAGUAUGGUGCUGGAAGUAGUAUGUCGGGUCGUUCGAGUCGAGCUCAAUCUGAUGUUGAUCUAGUGCGACAUGUUGAACAGAAAUAUCGUCGUGAUUUAGAGCAUUUACAAGAGCAAUUGGAAAUUCAUGUUCAAACAAUUGGCAUUCUCGUUGCAGAAAAAACCGAUCUGUCCGCGAAAUUAACUCAAUCAGUUAAACAAUUUGAAAAGAAACAGAGCGAAGUUGAUGAAAUUCAAGGACGAUUGAAAGCAUCGCGUGAACGUAUUGAAGAACUAGAAAAACAUACCCAAAAUUCGUCAUCAAAUGCGCAGAGACGAGAAAUGGCAGCAAAAGAAUCUGACAAGGAAAUCGAGCGGUUGAGAACAGAAAAUUACCAUCAAAAUCGAACAAUUGAAGAUUUAAAACAGAAUCUUAACGAAUCUAACGAGAAACUUAAUCAACAACAGAGUACAGUUGAUCAAUUAAAUAGUGAAAUAACACGAUUGAGACAAAAAUUAGAACAAUCAGAAAUACGUGUACAACAAUAUCAGUCUAUCAAUGAUACUUCAGUGGUAAACAGAUAUGAACAACAAAUAGAUGAACUGCAAAAAGCGAUUGCAUUAAAAACAAAUGAUACAGAAGCACUUCUUGCAUCCGUCAAUCAUAUGCGCUUGGACAAUGAACAAACACAAUUACAGUAUCAACAAUAUAAUGCAAAUAUGCAACGUCAUGUCCAAGAGUUAAAUGAACAAAUAAAUCAGCUGAAACAAACCAAUAAUCUGUUAGAAAAUGAACGAGAAGCAAUGAAAAGAUCUUACGAAAUGAAACUUACUGAAAUACAAGACACUCAAACAGUGCAUAAUCAUACAAACAAUAGUAAUUUAGAACUUGAACGUGAUGCUCUUCUUCAGGAAAAUCAGUUGUUUAAAAAUGCCAUUGAUGAAUGGUCAAGACGUUUUGAAGAAAUUCGUUUGGAAAAUGAACAAAUGAAUAAACUUUCAAGUGAAAAAGAUGCAUAUAUUACUGAAUUAGAAAACAGGCAUGGAACAGUUCAAGAUAAUACGAUCGAUCACGAGACGUUAUUGCAAACAAUUCAAACAGAUAAAACGACAUUAUCACGUGCCAUGGCACAAAAUAAACAACUAAAAGAUCAAUUAACCGAACUUCAAGAUGGUUUCAUCAAAAUGUCCAAUGAUAAUAUGAAUUUAACGAAUCAAAUUCAGGCACAAGAAUAUCUUAAUAGACAACUGAAUGAACGUCUCGCACAGCAAGAGCUUGUUACGCAACAAAUUCCAACUAUUGAAACAGAAAAGCAGGAACAACAAGUACAAUCGAUUGACAAGAGUGGACAAGAUGAUAACAUACAACGUUUAAACGAGUUAACUGAGGAAAAUAGAUUAUUACGAGAACGUCUUUCACAAUUGGAACAGCAGCAGCAGCAGCAAACGCAAGGCAACACGGAUGCACAUUUGAAUGAUUCGAGUUCAUUAUCAUCAUUCAGUGCACCUGUCGAUGAAGCACCACAACUACAGAAUGGUUUUGUGGAGAAAAUUAUUGAUCGUUUUAAUCGUGCAAUGCGUGAUAAUGCUGACCUACAAGAUCGAACUCAGCAACUCGAACAUCUUAUUCUACAAUUACAAAGUGAAACGGACACAAUUGGUGAUUAUAUAUCGUUAUAUCAACAACAACGUCUUCAACUUCAUCGUCGUUAUCAAGAAAAAGAUGAUUAUAUUAAACAAUUAAGUCAAGAUCGACUGAAUUUACAAAGAAAACUAUCUGAAUUGGAAACAUUACUCAUGCGUGGAUUGAGUAAAUCCUCACUCGAUGCGAACAAUCCAACACAAACCAUCUCGAAUGAAAAUAAAUUUUCUGAUCAACAACAAAUUGUCGAUGAAAAUGAAUGGCCAGAAAUGAUUGAUAAUGUAGCAGCUACAGCAACAAGUGAACAAACCUCCGUACCGUCCGAUGAAACACGAACAGUUAUGAGCACCUCUUCGUUACCAUCAUUAUCGAAUUUUGAUGACGAAACUAAAGCGCGUAUUCUAGUUUUACUGAAAGAGUUAGGUCAAAGUGAUAAUUCAUCACCGACAACUGAUAGUUUAUCGACAACAAAAUUGGCGUUCAUGGGCAAAAAUCUUUAUGUUUGUUCGACAUGUACAGGUCCUGUUCAAUGGGUGUGA